This is a messenger RNA of Vollenhovia emeryi, 795 nucleotides long. RefSeq names its product myb/SANT-like DNA-binding domain-containing protein 3. Lineage: Eukaryota; Metazoa; Arthropoda; Insecta; Hymenoptera; Formicidae. The transcript has 3 exons. The coding region runs from base 1 to 795 and encodes 264 amino acids. The record is from RefSeq and is a predicted model, not a curated record.
AUGGACAAAAACGUCCAUUAUACCGAAACGGAGCGAAUGCUCCUUGCUCAAUUGAUAUCGGACGAAAAAGCCAUCGAAAAUAAAAAAACAGGAGCAGCGGAUCUAAAAGAUAAGGCUGAAGCUUGGGAAAGGGUAACUAGGAGAUAUUGCAGCCAAGGCUUUCCACCUCGUACCAGCAAACAAUUAAAAAAAUGCUGGGAUAAUAUGAAACAAAAAAAAAGGAAAUUAAAUACUUCGAUAAAAGUUCAACGUCUUAUGACGGGUGGAGGCGUUUCACCAGCAGUGCCCGUUGAUCCAGUCAUGGACUUCAUGGAUGCUACCACUCCAAAUUUAGACAUUGAAGUGCCGUGUCCAUUUGACAGUACAGCUCAAUUUGAAAAAGAAUACCAUAUAAAAAGUAACUCAAAAAGGCAAUUAAUCCCUAGUGAUAACGAGGAUGGAGAUUCGAUAUCAAUAGCAGAUGAUAUGGAAAAUGUUUCUUCACAAAUAGUUUUACAUACAGAAAAUUCCAAAGACCAAUAUUCAAUGUGCAAUGUAAAGAACAUUGCUGCGGGCGGAACCAUGAAAAGGAACCAAAAUAACCAAAUUCCAGCAUCCAAGAUUGAAAAAAAUUUUCGGAAUCUAAACGAUGAAAAAGAGUUGAGAUUAAUAAAGUUGUGCGAAGCAAUUGAACAGCAGCGGGAACUUCAUUCGAUGAAAAUGAAAGCUGCUGAUGCGGAGGUCAAAAUAGCAUUGCUCAAGCUUUCAAUGGCUGAAGAAAAAGUACAAAUGCAGUCCGAAUCUACUAUAAUUUAA